UGUGGAUGCCCGAUUCGGCAAGCAGCAUGGCCCUCGUUUUUGUUUGUUCUUCUCACAUGAGUGUUUGAGGACUGGGUCCCUCGAGGCGCGCUUCAGCACACGUCGGCCGCUCUUCAAGCCAUCACGGACAGUCACCCUUCUGCCGUACUGGCCGAGCUCCAUGUAUUCCGUAUUCUACACCCAAUCCGAGCUACAGGACGUGGUUAAGAAGUACAGUGCUACGACCGGCUGCCCUGAACUGUCCCAAAACGGUCGGGAGUGUUUGAUGUCGCUGACAGACGGACACCCUGGAAUGGUCGCAGCUUUGCUGGCAUAUAUACGCGCAGUGAGUGCAGCCCAAUUGAACCUCCCUUCGUUCUCGGUGCUAACUCUCAACAGUACGCAGGGAGAGAUUUCCAACAAUACAUCUACAAAGAUAUGUUGUCGCCCCCUACCGACGAGUUCCGCGAGUUCCUAAGCAGCAACGACGCCCUCGAAUUCACCCGAUACCAGCCCGCCGGGAAAAGCCUGCCAUCGAAGUACAUGACCAACGGGAUCCUGACCCAAGCCAUGAUCGACAUCCUGCUUCGGGUUCUUCGCCAAGGCAACAUCCGCUUCAACCACAAGGACAAAGAUCUGAAGUUCUGCGUCAAGUUCGGAUUCCUGUACACCUUCCUCGAUUUCGCCGACAAGGUCUACUGCGUUCUCCCCUCCAACCUCCAUGCCCGUUUCCUCGAAUACGAACACAGCGGCGGCGACCAACCCAGCUUCCAAGGCGUCGGCGGCGGGCCAGAGAUCCGCGAAUUCUGCAUCCGCAUCCUGCAGUCCCUGCCCCGGGAGUCCCUGCAGAACACCUUCGCCAGCCGCCGGGGCCCCGCGGGCCGCGUCCGGGCCCGGGCCGAUCUGUUCCAGGACGAGUUCUACCAGUGCUGCUGGGGUCAGAACAGCUUCGGCGGCGCGGUCACCCGCGACUGGACGCGCACCACGGGCGCGCGCACGGCGGUCGAGAUCCCAGCGGUGGGCUGGCGCAUCGAGCUGCUGCAUGGGUUCGCCGCGUGUUUCGACCUGCGCGCCAUCGCGCGGCAGUGUGGAGGGUUGAUGGAGCGGGGCAAGAUUCGGCAUUGGGUGGUGCUGCUCUGUGCCGUGGAGCAGGGGAGGGUGCAAGGGAGUUGUGAGAAUUUGCUGCAUGUGGUGUUCAAAGAUGACUUCGCCAGGUUCACGGUCAAAGCGUCGGGGGGUCGUCUGGAGUUCAGUCUGGGGCAGCUUUGAUGGUGUUGAGGGUUGUUUGGAUGAAAGUCGCUUGUUGCUUGAAGAUCGAAGAUCACUGAGGCUGGGGCUAGUAUGCGAUGACAAGUUCACUUUAGGCUUAAUGGAUGCACUUGGAAUAGCUAAAUGAGAGGGAGGUGUAAGGUUAGAGUGAAGGAACAUCUAAACCGAAUUUUCCUUUACAG
Molecule: messenger RNA, 1430 nt
Organism: Aspergillus uvarum CBS 121591
Lineage: Eukaryota; Fungi; Ascomycota; Eurotiomycetes; Eurotiales; Aspergillaceae
Exons: 3
Coding region: 418-1248 (276 amino acids)
Source: RefSeq, a predicted model, not a curated record